Molecule: messenger RNA, 10496 nt
Organism: Porites lobata
Lineage: Eukaryota; Metazoa; Cnidaria; Anthozoa; Scleractinia; Poritidae
Source: the annotation of a GenBank genome assembly
AUGAGUAACAAGUUCCCAGUGUUGGCCGAGUUCAGCGGAGCCAAUAUGGCGGACGAGAAGGUUAUUUUUUGUGCAAACUGUGGACACAAACAACGAUUCAUGAAACGGUGCAGUGCCUGCGGACAAGUAUUCUAUUGGUAAAAGUGUUUCCUUAGUAAGAUUUUCAAAUUACGCUAUUAAUGCGCUACACCUUUAUCUUCGGAUCUUUACGUUGAUGUAAAUAAGCCUAAGCUUAUGUAUUGGUCAAAUCGAAGCUUCAACAUGCCCCCCCGGGCAUACCCCGGGCAUUUGACACCUUUGCCAUCCCAGGGAGGAGGGAAUUUGACAACCUCGUCCCCAGGGUCUUCUCGCUUUCCAAUAUGGCGGCGGCAGGAGAAGACCCAACCUCGUCCCCAGGGUCUUCUCGCUUUCCAAUAUGGCGGCGGCAGGAGAGAAGACCCUGGCACACAGCAGAAAUCACGUGACUGAUUUGUCCACGGAGAGUGGAAAUUUAUUCAAAAUGGCGGCCAAGAUAAAGAGUGAGAGGAUCUGGGUACGAGGUCUUGAGACUGGUGAAAAACAAACAAAAUGGCGGCAAAGGCAAAACUCAAAAGAAGCUAAAAAUAUGAAAGAAUACACUUACAAGCCACAGGAAUACGGUAGAAUGAUAUAGCGAUCUUAUUUUCUGUUCAAUGACCUUCAUUUGUUUUAAGCCUGAAAGUUCUAGCGCACACGGCUGUCUACAACUUAAUUUCUCGAUACCGACCUUUUUCACCGUUUUUUUUUUGUCGUACCCCUGAGCGCGCAGAGGUUCAGGUUUCUUCUUUCGUGAAAGGGGAGCUUUUUCUAACCGUGAGCACAAUUUUUUUCUUCAUGUUAGGAAUUUCGAGAACAGACCUCUGAAGCCAGGGAAUUUUUUGUCAUGACGUGACGCUCUAAGACCUCUUCCGCUCCGAAAUUCAACUAAGCAUUAAAUUGAGUCGCACACACUUUAAGCUGAUAAGUUAUCGUCAGUUUUGUUACAGAUCUUCAUGAGGUUUUUGACUAUUGUUUUUCUAUCUGCACAAAUUUUAACUGAACUCUGAUAUGUAAAAAAACAAUUUUUUUUUCUGAAAAUAAGAACCAGAGAACACUAUUUUGUUAAUAUAAUUUGAGGAAACUUUGGUUGAAAAUUAAACAGUUCCUUGGUCAGUUUGGAUAUUUUGUCACUUGAACUGGUACAGGUAAUAAAAUUAUUGUUAAUCUUCAUCUACUUCACAGUUUUUAGACUUUGUUAUUGGCUUUUGAUAUCUAACCCCGUUCACAGUGCUUCCGGGCAAUAGAGAUAGGGGCCUUAUUUAAUCUAGCAAAGACGGUGGUAUUAGUUCCCACCAAAAAAAAAUGCCAAGUGAAAAGCCCAAGUACAAGAAGGUUGGAGGUCAAGCAGCCGAGGAUCAAAAACAAAUCCGAACUUCCAGUUGGUGAAUAAAUCAUCCUGGAUCGGUCCACAGAAAGCUUUACAGUUUUCAUUGAUUUAUACAGUCUCUUAUUUAUUAGUGAAGAAUAAGAAAAUAAUAAUAACUGUUUAUUCACAAAUCCAAAUCGGAAAGUGAAAAGGAGAUAAAAGAGGUUAUCCCUUUCUAGUUUAAGGUGGGAUGGGGGUUAAAAAAGACGGGGGCUUAUUGUUAAAACUUUCUUUCACUGAAAAGGAGGGCUUAUUUGAGAGAGGGGGCCUUAAUAGAGGAUUUAAGAUGUUGUUAUUAUUGUUUUUUUUUUUGCCUCUCAGAUGUAAAACCCCGCUUUAAUAGCUAGCAAAAGGUGAAGAGUGUUUCCAUUGUUUGUAAUAUAGCAAUCCAAAAUGUAUUCUCCACUUUGAAAUAGAUUUGAUUUUCAGAGCAAAAACUUCCUUAAUCCCUGACUUUGGUUUAUUUGACAUAUUACUUGGGGCUGCACUUUGCCAUGUCAAUGUGCAAAUUGACUAAAGGCUAGACUCCAGUUCAAAAAUUUGAUAGUCCUAUCUGAGUCAUGUGCACAGUAAAAGUUCCUGUCUCAUUUGGAGAUAAUAGAUGUUUUAAGUCAAACACGCUUUGCUCGUCAGAUGGGCCCUUUCGUACUCUAAUUGAGACAUGACUUGGUAGCGGUGUGCUGAUUAUCAAUCAUAAUCUAUAAAGCAUCAGAAACCUAAAGCAAAGUGAGUAUUGCUUAUACAAAUGUUCAGUUGAUUGUUGUGGAAAAUUCACAAAAACAUUGUUGACAAAUAAGGACAUUAAUACACCUGUGUUGUCUUUUUGAUGGGCUCUUAAUGUAGUUUAUAUGUUGUUUAGUUGGUUUAACUAUGUGACAGAUAAGCCUCUGCUUGCAGGGUAGGUUUUUUGUUUUGUUCACUUACAAAAUUAUUUUCAGUGUUGAAAGUGGCACACAGGGGGCACAAAACUAUAAUCUACUAUAAUCGAUUAUCAGUUUAAUAGUUGGGUUAAUCUGAUUAUUUCUGACGAUAUGAUUAUAAUACAGACACUAUUACUAAGACUAACCAACACCUUAAAGUAGACUUUGAAAGUAUUUAAGCCAGCACAUCUAACAGCGGCAACCUCACACCGCAACACCUAAACAAGAUAAAAGCCUUGCCUUGUCCCUGUGUGGCAUUUUCCCAGGCCUUAAUUCUUGGUCAAUUCAUUUCGGUGACUUAUCUUAGGCAAACUGGAGGGAAACUGUUUCACUAUUUCGCUUGGGACCACGUGACCUAAAACUCAUUGGCCAUGACUAGGCAACUAAAAGCUCACUAUGCUAAUGGGGACUCUGGCACAAAACACUUCAAAAGCCUUUGCAUCUCGACAUGAAAAAUCCCAUGAUCGAGAUGCUCCAGGCCCCUUCCGCUCUUGUUUAUUCAGUGGAUAGUGAUAUAUGCACCCUUUGAAGUAGUUUAUUUUUUAAAUCCAAGGUUUAGAACUGAAUUAUAGCUGCUUCACAAUCAUACCCAGCUGGUGUUGGAAUACUACAGCACCAGCCACUUUUUCACCUGGUCCACAAACCCCCUUUUCAAGGAUAUAGUGACAAGAACAUCAUGCAGUGACAAGAACAACAUGCACACUUAGCCUACAGUAAUUAGAAGCUCAAUUGACAGGUUUUAGUUUGACAGAAAACAUAUUUAUCUUGGGGUCACUGUCACCCCAUGUCUGGAAUCUGGGAAAUUUUUCUCUUGGAAUCUGGAAUAAAGGUCCUAAAGUACUCUGGAUCCCACUUAUAACUGGAAUCCGGAAUCCAUGUUCCACUGACAAAGAAUCCAGAAUGCGGUAUCCAUGGCGCAAAAUUGAGAAUCCAAGACUGUCAGAUUUCCUUGAAUGGGCUGAUCACUGUUUUCAACUUGAUAAAAUAAAAGACAUCAUGUGCUUUCAUUUAUUUUAUUUUUGCAACUAGAAAGAAAUCCCACAAGCUUCAAUACAUCAAUAUGUAAGUUUUUCAUUUCUGAGAAAGGAAACAGUUUAUUUUCCCAAUGUCUCUGUAUUUAGCUGUAUUUUACUGCCACUGAAAUGAGCAAACAAUAAUAAAUUAUCAUUAUUGUGACACUAAAAACUGAAUAAAUGAAAAGUCAGGAUUAAAAAUAUCAAAUGAUAGCGACACUAUGUUUGGCUUCAAUUUUUAGUUUUGUUUCGACAUCUGCCUCUCUCGCUCCUCGUCCCCCUUCAAAAUCACAGUGGAAAAAUUAAAAGAAGGCCAGGUUAGGCCCAUGAAUGUUACGAUCAAAGGAAAAGAAUGUUUCACUUGACAAAAAACUGCUGAGACAAAGCGCAGAUUAUGCAAGAUUUCCGUAUAACCACAUACAUUAAUAAUAUUAAGCAUACAGCUUUUGUUCAAAGAAAACAAAAGGCAGAACAAUACUACACCUUUGCAACGGGCAGCUAAAUUUAUUGAUAAGCUGAAGCCUUGCAAGUAUUCUUUCACAAAUCGGGAAUUAAAGAAACAAAUCUUUAGUAAUUUUCGGAACACACAAACCAAAUAGCACGAGUAACAGAAAUACCUCUACGCGUUAUAAUAUUCCCAGCGAUUACCAGAUAUCACUAUAUUCGAAUCUUUGCCUUCCAACGGUAUAGUCACAGUUUUCCGAACAAUCAGACCUGAAUUCUGUCCACCUUUUAGGUCUCAAACACUGAAGAAAGCACUUCUCAGCCUCUACGAAGCCCUCUUUGUUUUGGAAGGAAUAAACCAAUGAGAGCGCACGUAUGAACGCGCUAUGAAAUGCACCAAUCAGCGAUCGUUUUAGUUCGCUGUGUGCCAGGGUCUUCUCUCCUGCCGCCGCCAUAUUGGAAAGCGAGAAGACCCUGGGGACGAGGUUGGAGAAGACCCUGGCACACAGCAGAAAUCACGUGACUGAUUUGUCCACGGAGAGUGGAAAUUUAUUCAAAAUGGCGGCCAAGAUAAAGACUGAGAGGAUCUGGGUACGAGGUCUUGAGACUGAAGAAAAACAAACAAAAUGGCGGCAAAGGCAAACGCAAGAGAAGCUAAAAAUAUGAAAGAAUGCACUUAAAAGCCACAGGAAUACGGUAGAAUGAUAUAGCGAUCUUAUUUUCUGUUCAAUGACCUUUAUUUAUUUUAAGCCUGAACGUUCUAGCGUACACGGCACUUAACAACUGUCUACAACUUUAAUAAUUUCUCGAUAGCGGUCCGUUUUUCACUGUUUUCUUUUUUUGCCUACCCUGAGUGCCAGAGGUUCAGUUUUCUUCUUUCGUGAAAGGGGGAACUUUUUCUAACCGUGAGGGCAAUUUAUUUCAUCUUAGGAAUUUCGAGAACACACCUCUGAAGCCAGGAAAUUUUUUGUCAUGACGCCCUAAAACCUCUUCCGCUCCGAAAUUCAACAAGGCAUUAAAUUGAGUCGCAGACACUUUACCGAAUACUACAAUAAGUUAUGUCAGUUUUGUUACAGAUCUUCGUGAGGUUUUUGACUAUUGUUUUUCUAUCUUUACACAUUUUAACUGAACUCUGAUAUGCAAAAAACAAUUUUUUUUUCUGAAAACAAGAACCAGAGAACACUAUUUUGUUAAUAUACCGGUAAUUUGAGGAAACUUUGGUUGAAAAUUAAACAGUUCCUUGUUCAGUUUGGAUAUUUUGUCACUUGAUCUGGUACAGGUAAUAAAAUUAUUGUCAUCCUUCAUCUACUUUACAGUUUCUAGACCUUCUUAUUGGCUUUUGAUAUCUAACCCUGUUCACAAUGCUUCCGGGCAAUAUUUAUUUAAUCUAGCAAAGACGCUGUGAUUAGUUCCCCACAAAAAAAAAAAAAUGCCAAGUGAAAAAGCCCAAGUACAAGAAGGUUGGAGGUCAAGCAGCUGAGGAUCAAAAACAAAUCCGAACUUCCAGCUGGUGAAUAAACCAUCCUGGAUCGGUCCUUACAAAGUUUUACAGUUGUCAUUGAUUGAUAGUCUUUUAUUUAUUAGUGAAGAAUACGAAAAGGGGGGGGGGGGGGGUGGAAUGGGGGUUAAAAGAGAGGGGGACUUAUUGUUAACACUUUCAUCCACUGAAAAGGAGGGCUUAUUUGAGAGAGGGAGCCUUAAUAGAGGAUUUAAGAUGCUGUUAUUAUUGUUUUUUUUGCCUCUCAGAUGUAAAAAAAAAGCAUUAACCCCGCUUCAAUAGCUAGCAAAAGGUGAAGAGUGUUUCCAUUGUUUGUAAUAUAGCAAUCCAAAAUGUAUUUUCCACUUUGAAGUAGAUUUGAUUUUUAGAGCAAAACGUUCUUAAUCCCUCAUGACUUUGGUUUAUUUUACAUAUUACUUGGGGCUGCACUUUGCCAUUGCAAUGUGCAAAUUGACUAAAGGCUAGACUCCAGUUGUUCAAAAAUUUGAUUGUCCUAUCUGAGUCAUGUGCACUGUAAAAGUUCCUCUCUGAUUUGGAGAUAAUAGAUCCUUUAAGUCAAACAUGCUUUGCUCGUCAGAUGGGCCAUUUCGUACUCUAAUUGAGACAUGACUUGGUAGUGGUGUGCUGAUUAUCGCUCAUAAUCUAUCAUUAAUCAGAAACCUAAAGCAAAGUGAGUAUUGCUUAUACAAAUGUUCAAUUGAUUGUUGUGGAAGAUUCACAAAAACAUUGUUGACAAAUAAGGACAUUAAUACACCUGUGUUGUCUUUUUGAUGGGCUCUUAAUGUAGUUUAUAUGAUGUUUAGUUGGUUUUUAAAACUAUGUGACUGAUAAGCAUCGGCUUGCAGGGUAGGUGUUUUGUUUUGUUCACUUACAAAAUUAUUUUCAGUGUUGAAAGUGGCACACAGGGGUCACAAAUCUAUAAUCUACUAUAAUCGAUUAUCAGUUUAAUGGUUGGGUUAAUCUGAUUAUUUCUGAUGAUAUGAUUAUGAUACAGACACUAUGACUAAGACUAACCAACACCUUAAAGUAGACUUUGGAAGUAUUUAAGCCAGCACAUCUAACAGCUGCCACCUCACAGCCCAACACCUAAACAAGCUAAAAGCCUUACCUUGUCCCUGUGUGGCAUUUUCCCAGGCCUUCUUGGUCAAUUCAUUUCGGUGAUGUAUCUUAGGCAAACUGGAGGGAAACUGUUUCACUGUUUCACUUGGGACCACGUGAUGUGAAACUCAUUGGCCGUGACUAGGCAACUAAAAGCUCACUAUGCUACUGGGGACUCUGGCGCACAACACUUCAAAAAGCCUUACAUCCCUACAUGAAAAAUCCCAUGAUCAAGACGCUGCAGGCCCCUUCUGCUCUUGUUUAUUCAGUGAAUAGUGAUAUAUGCACCCUUUGAAGCAGUUUAUUUUUUUAAAUCCAAGUUUUAGAACUGAAUUAUAGCUGCUUCAUAAUCAUACCCAGCUGGUUUUGGAAUACUAUAAUGCCAGCCACUAUUUCACCUGGUCCACAAACCCCCUUUUCAAGCAUAUAGUGACAAGAACAACGUGUACACUUAGCCUACAGUAAUUAGAAGCUCAAUUAACAGGUUUUGGUUUGACAGAAAACGUAUUUAUCUUAGGAUCACUGUCACCCUAUGUAAGGGAAUCCGGAAUCUGGGAAAUUUUCUCUUGGAAUCUGGAAUAAAGGUCAAGUACUCUAGAUCCCACUUAUAAUUGGAAUCCGGAAUCCAAGUUCCACUGACAAAGAAUCCAGAAUGCAGUAUCCAUGGUGCAGAAUUGAGAAUCCAAGACUGUCAGAUUUCCUUGCAUGGGCUGAUCACUGUUUUCAACUUGAUAAAAUGAAAAGACAUCAUGUGCUUUCAUUAUUUUAUUUUUGCAACUAGAAAGAAAUCCCACAAGCUUCAAACAUUAAUAUGAAAGUUUUUCAUUUCUGAGAAAAGGAAACAGUUUAUUUUCCCAAUGUCUCUGUAUUUAGCUGUAUUUUACUGCCAAUGAAAUGAGCAAAUAAUAAUAAAUUAUCAUCAUUGUGACACUAAAAACUGAAUAAAUGAAAAGUCAGGAUUAAAAAUAUCAAAGGAUAUCGACACUAUGUUUGGCUUCAAUUUUUAGUUUUGUUUCGACAUCUGCAUCUCUCACUCCUCAUCCCCCUUCAAAAUCACCGUGGAAAACAUUAAAAGAAGGCCAGGUUAGGCCCAUGCAUGUUACGAUCAAAUGAAAAAAAAUGUUUCACUCGACAAAAAACAGCUGAGACAAAGCACAGAUUACGCAAGAUUUCCGUAUAACCCCAUACAUUAAUAAUAUUAUGCAUACAGCUAUUGUUCAAAGAAAACAAAAGGCAGAACAAUACUAAACCUUUGCAAACGGACAGCUAAAUUUAUUGAUAAGCUGAAGCCUUGCAAGUAUUCUUUCACAUAUCGGGAAUCAAAGAAACAAAUCUUUAGUAAUUUAGAAUCGAACACACAAACCAAAUAGCACGAGCAAUACCUCUACGCCUUAUAAUAUUCCCAGCGAUUACCAUUUCAGAUAUCACUAUCUUCGAAUCUUUGCCUUCCAACGGUACAGUCACAGUUUUCCGAACAAUCAGACCUGAAUUCUGUCCACCAUUUCGGUCUCAAACACUGAAGAAAGCACUUCUCAGCCUCUACGAAGCCCUCAAAGGAUAACCAUCUUUGUUUUGGAAUGAAUAAACCAAUGAGAGCCCACGUAUGAACGCGCAACAGAAUGCACCAAUCAGCGAUCGUUUUAGUUCGCUGUGUGCCAGGGUCUUCUCUCCUGGCGCCGCCAUAUUGGAAAGCGAGAAGACCCUGGGGACGAGGUUGGGAAUUUGAUUAUCAGAGUCUUCCAGGGGGUGGGGAAUUUGAUCCCCAUGCUUUACGGGUGGGGAAUUUGAACUGCACCCUCGAUUUCAUGUAAAAUAUUUGGCGUGGCGAGCUAUCAUGGGGGACGCGGUGUUAGAGGAUUUUCGUGGAAAAGAUUCUGCCUUCGUGGCCAAUUGGUUACGAGGAAAGGGCUUAAACAAGCUUUGUGCCGUAUUUGAUGUAUUUCAAUUUUAAACUUUUUAAUAUUGGAUUCAGGCUUUGAAUGUAUGAAUGUAUUUUAUUAUUGUGUUUACGAUGAAAUACAAUACCUAUAUCGGCGAUUCAAUACCACAACAUAAAAUAAAAGAAAAUAAAAAGCUCAGGUCAACUACUUUGACCUACUGCAAGUAUGUUAUUUAAUAAAGUGACCGAUGAUGCAUGUCAGUGAAAUGGUCAUGAUGUAGUAAUCUCAAAAGGUGGGAUCUUUUUUUUAUAGAACGCUUUGUAUGUUGCAUGACGAAGAAAAGCUGAGCAUUCAGUUACCUUGUAGCAGCGAUUUCCGCCGUUUUGCACGAGACUUUUGUUCGUAGUAAAUACGCUAACAGUGUUUCUCAGUCUUUGUUAUAUUUAUAAAAAUUUUGUUCGACAACUGAAGGCGUUUCCACUGUCCUUCUGUCAUUUUUGUGCCUGUGAAAUGUCCCUGGGAUGGGGGCAUUUGAUCACCUGAAUGGACCCUAGUGUGGGGCAUUUGAACGGCAUUUUGGCCCGGGUUGGGGGGAAUUUGAACAAUAAUUUUCAAAAAAGUCAAAUGCCCGGGGGGUUGCCCGGGGGGGCAUGUUGAAGCUUCGAUUUGACCGAUACAUUAUAUCGCGACAUUUCGACUGGUCUUCAUCAGGCAAUCAAAAUCAAUUGGUUAGCACCAUCACCUGAUGAAGACCGAUCAAAAUGCCCCGAUCAAUAACAAAGUGACUAUCAUUAUUUUAGACAAGGUAAGCGAGCCUGUCUAUAUAUUCAUAUAAGCUUAUAUUAAACUUUGGGUGAUCUCAAAUUUUGUCUCUCCUUGUAAAUAUAUAACAGCUUAAACGGUUCUUUACUGUAAGGCUGGUUUUCACUUGUGACGAAGUCGAAUUGAGAAUUGUAAGCAGAGUUGUAAGAGCCGGCUUAUGGCCUUGUGAAAAUAAAAAAAUAAGAGUCAAGUCGUACACAGAGUGAUAAGCGCAACGCAGUCGGAGUUGGAAGAAUCGGAACGUUUCCAUUUUCUUCUGACUCCAGUUAUGUCUGCCGUUUCCGAUCUAGUGAAAACCAGAUUGUCGAAGUCAGAAACAGAAGUAGAAGCAGAAGGAUAAAUCAAUCACAAUGCAUGUCCCCAGGCCUUGUGAUUGGUUUAGUUAUUCUGCUUCUGCUUGCGACUCUGAUGACCCAGUUUUCACUUGAUCAUAAAUGACGGAGUUGUAAGUGCAAUCAGAAUGCUGUUUUCACUAGAUCGUAAAGUUCUAUGCUUCUGAUUACAACUCCAACUCCGUCGCUAGUGAAAAUCAGCCUUUACACGGUUAGCUUUUUAUAUUUAGUAAUAACUAGACUUUGUUGCUGUUGCUGUUGUUAUUAUCAUAAUAAUCAUUAUUUUUUCAGCUCAAAGGAAUGUCAAAUCAAACAUUGGCAAUGCCACAAGUCAACUUGCCACAAGUUAAGAAAAGUUGACCAUUUUGAAUUAACAAAAGCUAACUGUUUUAAGGUCUCAAGCAAGUCAAGCCUAUCUGAUAUGCCUUCUUUGAAAUGUGCUGGAAAUGAAUCAGUUACUUUGAAGUCAUCUCUGGAAGACGACAGGUGCAAUUGUGAAAGAUUUAACCAGCAAGAUGAGCUCACAGGACAUUCUUAUAGCAUCACAUCAACAAGUACCAUUAGUAACUGCUUUGUUUGCAAAGUUCAGAAAAAGGAGGAAGGAGAAGGGACCUUUGAAUGCUCGCGGCAGGAUGACACAAUGAAUCAAGUCCAUCAGAGUCUAUUAAAAGAGCUUGAUACAUGUAAAUCUGAAAACACUUUUAUGGGGAAAAGUGUUGCAAUAAUAAUCAAACACAACAAAGUGAGACAGGAACUGAGUGUUCCAUCAACGGAGAAUGGUGACGCAAUUUUACAGAUGAUUUCACAUUGUGUUGGCAUCCCUGUGUCCAAGUUAAAACUUAUUCACAAAGGCAAGAUGGUGACAAGAGACAAUAUUCAGAACAUGCUGUUCAAUAAAGCUCUCUUUCUAGCAUUUGGAGAAAUUUCUGAGAGUGAGGAGGGUUUGAUAAAGGAGGACAUUGAUUUGAUUGUAAAGCAACUUGGUGUAGAAAGAAACCUUGCGGUAAAAGUUUUGAGAAAGAAUGGCAAUGUAGUGGAUGCUAUUAUUGAGAUUGGAAAUAUGUAA